Cornus florida is the source of this 1774-nucleotide messenger RNA. Its product is annotated as GATA transcription factor 24-like. Gene Ontology annotation, biological process: regulation of DNA-templated transcription. The record is from RefSeq and is a predicted model, not a curated record. Bases 449 to 1411 code for a protein of 320 amino acids. Gene Ontology annotation, molecular function: protein binding; sequence-specific DNA binding; zinc ion binding. Lineage: Eukaryota; Viridiplantae; Streptophyta; Magnoliopsida; Cornales; Cornaceae. The transcript is spliced from 8 exons.
CAUCGAACCACCAAUUAUUAAUCACACCCCACCUUUUGCUCUCAUCAAUUUCACCUUCAAUUUCCUUCUCUCUGUAUAUUAUUACUCUUCUCUCUCUACAUAUAUAUACACACAAACAUAUUAUUAUAUAUAAAUAUAUAUACAUAUAUAUAUAUAUAUAGGUAUUAAAUGUUCCUUUCGAAUUUUAGCAGUUUUUAAGGGAGUUCUUCAAUUUUGCUUCUUAGGAUCUUUUGUUUACAUUUUUGGAUUCUGGGUUUUUUCGAGAUACAGUUUGGGCUCUUGGGUUUUCUUUUUAUUUUUGAAAUUAAUUUUUCAUGCGAUUUGAAUUGUUUUCAAGGGAUUUUCUUUGAAUUUUAAAUACUAGGGCUUUAUAUAUACACACACAUAAGGUUGGUUGGUUUUGUUGUACAAUUAGAGUGGUCUCUAUUGGACCUGUAAUGCUUGAGAAAUGCCAGAGACGAACCACCAAGGGUCGAUGUAUGUAACGGAGACGAUGAACAUGCAGCGGCAACAGCGGAGCCAGAUCGAAGACGAAGAAGACGAGGAAGUGGCUGCUGGAGAGUCUAUAGACAACCCUCAGAUCAGAUACGAAGAUCACGCGCUUCAGGACGGUGGUGGUGGUGUUGCCGGAGGGAGCGUGGAGGUGAUGAACGGUGUCGAAGGGGUUCAUCCCCACAAUCUGUACGUUCCGGGUUCUGAAAUUACUCCGUCCGCAGGUGGGGGUGGAGUGGACCAGUUGACACUGUCGUUUCAGGGUGAAGUUUAUGUCUUUGAUGCUGUUUCGCCUGAAAAGGUGCAGGCAGUGUUGUUGCUCUUGGGUGGAUAUGAAGUACCAACUGGCAUUCCUACAGCUACAAUGACACCCCAAAACCAAAGGGGUCUGGGUGACUUUCCUGGAAGAUCGAGUCAACCACAAAGGGCUGCUUCCUUGAAUCGGUUCAGGGAGAAGAGAAAAGAACGAUGUUUUGAUAAGAAAAUUCGUUACAAUGUGCGAAAAGAAGUUGCACUCAGGAUGCAGCGUAAGAAGGGUCAGUUUACAUCAUCCAAGGCAGCUUACGAUGAAAUGGGUUCAGCUUCUGCAGAUUGGAGUGGAACUCAGGGUCCUGGCCAUGACGAACAGGAAACUUCAUGUACACACUGUGGAAUUAGCUCAAAGUCUACUCCAAUGAUGCGUCGUGGGCCAACUGGGCCAAGGACAUUGUGCAAUGCAUGUGGGCUCAAGUGGGCGAACAAGGGAGUUCUAAGAGACCUUCCAAAGGCUUUACCAAUGGGAAUCCAAGAUUCUACCGGAAAGGCUAUUGUACAGAGUGAUGGUGAAGCUAAUAACUCAGAUGCUAUAAAUGCCGCUGCUGAUAUAGUCACUUCUAAUGGCGAUAGUUCAGCUGUAACUGCAGAACGGUAUGGAGCCUGAUUUGGAAAUAUAAUGUUAUUUUGGCUUUGCAUCCCAGCCAAUCCAUUUCAGACACCGUGAAUCUUGACAUGUGUUUGCUAUUGUCCUAUAACAUCCGAUUCUGUGUGUAGAUUGAAAUUGGGAAAUUUUAGGGAAGUAAUGGAAGGGAGUAAGUUGUAUCAGUAAUUUAUUUGUCUGCCACCCAGCCUCAGCGCAACAUAAGGAAAAUAUUUUUUGUUUUUUUGUUGCAAACUGGACGUCUGAGAUAUGUGAAGCCUUUGUAUGUUACAAAAAACCCUUGCUAAGUCAUUGUUAGAGAAAUAAUUAUUAGAAUCAUCAGCUUUUGAUGGCUUCAAGAAAUAUAUGGGGUUUCAUGGUGUAUAA